CAUAUAUUCACCCUCCAUCCUCUUUUUCCUUGCUCACUCCACUAUGCCUCGGCCUAAGCCACAAAUAGGUCCUGGCAAGUGGAUAGACACGCGUCGUCCAGACCAAAACUCAGCGACUAAACCUCCAUCACAGCGACCGCUGAGACCCCUUUCGUCUCAUGGGCUUCCCACGCCACCGACGACCGGUCUCAGAAAACGCGGAGAACUAUCCAAUCCAGGCGUCGAUGGAUCUGCGGAAGGAAAGAGGACUCCGAUGAGUCAUAAGCAAUCCAGCUUAAGUCGCUUCAUCAAGGGCAAGGGCCGUACAGAGAAGUUGCGAACAAAUGAAGACCGAAGCCCAUCCGGAGGAAGCGGAAGCCCACUGCCUCUUGGUGGCAAUCGCUCUGCGUUAAGAAGGAAGAGCAAGCUUGAAAUAUUCGAUGACAACUAUCAGGCCGACGAUACAUGGUCCAACGACGCACCACAAAGCCGAGAACGAGCGUCGACGCGACGAACAGUUGAAGAGCGCGACGAGAACCUUUUGACUAGUCGAAUAGGAAGAUUCUCAUCCAAAGUCAUAGCUCAGUCAAGAAGUGAGGGACGUACAAGAUCCAGGUCAAGGUCGCCUACGAAGCCGCCUCAGCAGGCUCUCCGUUCGCCUUCUCGAAAGCAUACACCGUCACCUUCCAAAUCUCCCCCACUAUUCCCCCCUCACACUCCUGUCGCUCUUGUCUCUCGUGAUGACCUCCUCCAGAGCGAAUCCAUGUAUUCACCUACCCCCGUUCCAGAGACCGACAUGAAAAGGCACCGUAGAAUGGCUGGUCAAGACGAAUCUACCAAAAGAAUAGUGGAGUCUCCUUGGAAAAAUGAUUUUCCUGAUCAGUAUUCUGAUGACAAUAAAAGAAAGAGGGAAAUUUCGCCCACUGAGUCUGAAAAGAUAAGACGGAGGGCAAAGGAGGUUUUCGAAGAGUACAAACUUGAAGAGUACAAACGAGACAAAAAUCGCCUUCGAGGCACGUCUUCCGACGAGAAUGCCCUUCCUAAACCUCCACCCAAGAAGCAGAAGAUAUAUUCGACACCUUCCGUACGAGCAAAAGUAUUUCGUCGAGAUCCUGUAGGGAAAGCUGGCCCCCCUAUUCCUACAAUCCUUCCGCGUGACGUCGGUCGCAGUUAUUCGCCGUUACCGAGAACCUCUGUCCUAAAAAGUAGUUCGCCUGAUAUGACGCCUGAAAUGGUCAAUCGGCGCACAUCACCAGGUCCCUCGCCCGGCAAAAGGCUUAAGAACAACUCUUCACCACUGAUUCCACCUUCGUCCCCGGCCGCAGCAGCGGUGCCGUCUUCCCCUUCUCAACAAAUGGGCCAGCCUCAAGUUACCGCGACAGUGAACAACCAGCCAUCCUCCGACCCUUUAAUGUUGAGACAUCCAGAUCCAUGCAUGAGCCACGAGGAAACGCUUCUCAUCGUUCCCACCAAAGCCAAAGCCCCAGAUCGAUCUAUCUCACCGCCGCUGAAUGGGAGUCAGGUCUGGUUCAAUCCAGGGGCUGAUGAAGCCAGACCGAUGCCUCCUACCAGUGAGAUAGAACGUGGUAAGGUGAUGCAUGAUGAACGCAAUGCGGGAAAUGUUGAACAUGUCGGCCCCGGAAAAAUAGUAGAUCCAGAGCUUGAGGACACACAAGGUUUCACUUUCAGAAUUCCUUCACCUUCGAAGACGGCAACGAUGUCUCUUGGCUCAACUCCGGUAAGGAGAAGUCAACGAAUAGCAAGCCAGCGUACAGCUUCUCCAUCCCCUCGGAUACCAGGUCGGGCGUCAGCUACGCCUAUAAAGUCGCCUAGACGGUCUUCUCUGAUGAAAACGCCUCCAAGUGGAAGACCUAGUCAAAAGGGUGUCAACCGAUCGGGUAAAAGAAGUCCGAGAUUGCCCUUCGGAUCCCAGUACGAAGCGGACGAUGAUAUCCCAUCGAGCCAUCCCGAUCUGGCCAAUACACUCCUCCCAGGGAUGUUCUCUGUAGGCUCGGAUCAAACAAUACCGGCCUCCCAAUCGUCGAAAGUAAAGUCCCCCUUACAACCAUUGCGCCAUAGCCAAGCUUCAGCCAAAAAUACGUCCCCGCUUCCUUCUCAGACGUCUCUCAACUCAUCUCAAAUGUCUCCAUCUCGAUCUCGGAACCAUCCCGCAUCAUUUCGAAUAUUUGAUGAGACCGGUUCUUCAGGUCUCGAGGAGACUGUUUAUUUUAGGGCAUUCAACAUCCCUUCCCCGCCGAAACAUUGCUUGACAGACAUGCUGCCUCCUAGCCCUUCGUUCCGUCGACACCCGUCACAACAUCACGGCACACAAAGGACAGGCUCCCUGGCGUCGCCUGUUGCUCCCGGUCAAUCGUCUGUUGAAGAGGCCAUGAGGCCUGGACCUUCACCUAUCCAGAAACUAUCCUCUAGUGCCCCAAAAGGACAGGGAAAACGCAAACUGAGGGGUGAUAUACCCUCUAACAAGUCAGGAGAGGUCCUCGUCUCUGGUUCCGACAGUUUCAGAGCUUCGCAACUGAAAUUCUCUCCGUCAAAAGAAGAAAGAGAUGCAAAAGAAGGGACAGAAGAAAGGGAUAACAAGAGGAUGAGAGUGGGAGACCCUGGGGGUUGGGAUGUGACAGAUAAAGAGGAUGAGGAGAACGAAAGCGAGCCAGUAAAAAUGACACCAUGGACAAGAGCAGCCGCUGCAAAAGCAACAGCUUCGUCGACCCCCAAUACGUCCACGCCCACGGCACGAAAAGGCAAUUGCAAAGCGACAACUAAGAAAACAAAAACUUCAGGGAAGAAAACAUUCGCACCAGCUCAAGAAAAAGCAGCUUAUCUCGAGUCGUUUGGAUUCUUCAAAACGAAAAAACAAAAAGUAAAGGGGUUUGAGUUCAAGACCUCUUUCGAUGAGGAGUUGGAUGUGGAGCCUGAGCAAUCAGACGACGAAGAGGUUCGAGGAAGCCAGGUGAUAACGGCAGCAAAGAGUGUCACAGGCUCUGAUAAGACACUGGCCAGAAUUCCAUCACCUCCUCCACAUCCCUCUUUGCGCCCUGCAGGCCUCCGUGAGCUCCGCCGUAGGAAAGCCGAGGAAGCUUCGCAAGCUGUACAAAGCAUUGAAUGUUUACCAGUGGCCACUCAGUCUUCAUCUCAGACUACUGCCACUCUUCCUCUUUCCCUUCCCCCCUCUUCCUUCCCGGAUACUCAAAAUAAAGCAGCAGCAGACGAAGACGAGAAGGAUGAAGAGCAUCCCUUGUUCGAAGAGUACAUCCGAUUGCGGGGGAGGCCAUCGUCCAGUCAAAUUAUGGCUUCGCAGAGGACGGGCGAGGGUUUCAGUUCGCAAAGUACGAGUAUGAGCCUAAGAACGCCCGCGAGCACAAGGGCAUACAUGACGGAGUUGAGAAAAGGUAGGGCAGGAUUGCCGAUGUCUGAUGAAGAGUGAUGAGUGUUUGUAUAUAUAGGUUGUAUUAAGCAUAGUCAUAUGUAUUGUGUAG
This is a messenger RNA of Cryptococcus deneoformans JEC21, 3473 nucleotides long. RefSeq lists its product as hypothetical. The transcript is spliced from 4 exons. The coding region runs from base 44 to 3421 and encodes 1125 amino acids. The record is from RefSeq and is a predicted model, not a curated record. Lineage: Eukaryota; Fungi; Basidiomycota; Tremellomycetes; Tremellales; Cryptococcaceae.